Belonocnema kinseyi is the source of this 852-nucleotide messenger RNA. Its product is annotated as zinc finger protein 431-like. The record is from RefSeq and is a predicted model, not a curated record. The transcript is spliced from 3 exons. NCBI's taxonomy places the organism in Eukaryota, Metazoa, Arthropoda, Insecta, Hymenoptera, Cynipidae. Bases 1 to 696 code for a protein of 231 amino acids.
AUGAGCCAAGAGCAACCAAAUUCGAAAAGUGAGUUGACAAACUCAACAGAAAGCACUAAUGUUGGGUCGUAUUCUUGUACAACUGCUGACAUCUCUUCCGGAAAUAAAUCUGGUGCCAAGAAAUUAAUAAUUGAAUAUGAUGUGGACGAAACAUUGGAAAUCAAGGAAGAAAUCAUCGAAGAUCAAGGAACUCUUACAAGCCUCAAACGUGAUAAAAAAUUUGAGUCAAAACUAUUUACCGUAUAUAUAAACGAAGACAAUACGCCGACUGUGAACGAAAACCUGUGGAGUCAAAAAAAGCCGAAAUUUGAUGAUUCAAAGCCGGAAAAGAAGUACACAUGCGAAAAAUGUGCUCGAACCUAUAAACAGGAGCACACUUUAAAAAGUCAUCAAAAAUUCGAUUGCGACGUCUUGCCACAGUUUAAUUGUAAAUUCUGCGGCAAACUAUUUAAACGGAAAAAUCACAUGACUACGCACGUGAGGCUGCUACAUCUUAAAUUAAACUCACAGACAUCUAAAACGAAGUAUCAUUGUAACAUUUGUACUCGCAGUUACAGCUCUUCGUGUGCUUUGAGUCGACAUAUACGUUUGAAACAUGCACCAGUCAAGCCAAAAUUUAUUUGCGAUUAUUGUAAUCACAAAACUAAUCUGAAAUGUAGCCUGUCAAAACACAUUAAUUCACUCCAUCUCAAGUAAUUAAGUAGGCGAAUUUUCAAUCCUUAGGACAUUUUUUGAUUCCAGUUGACAUCUCUAGGCAUCAGAAAACAAAUUCAUUUACGAUUUUCUUUUCUAUUUUCUAGCAACGAUUGCUAUUCAUUUUCACAACUGUAUGCGAGAAAUAAAAUAAUAUUU